AUGCUUCUUCUCCUUCCAACGCUUGCUCUCCUUCUAGCCUCUCUCUCUUUCGCUGCUCGCAUCGAUCUCUCUCGGGAUGCGAAAAACAAUGCUACCUCUUUCAAAGGUGAAAUGCAGUACAUCUUGAACAAGUACGCUGCUAUUUCAAACCGUCAUCACAACAGGACUGGUGAGCACCUGAAUAUCGUCAACAUGGAUCAUGUCAAUAAGCAGAAGCGUGCUAUCGGUAAGACGUCUCUUCGUAGAGACAAGGCUUGGUCCGGCACAAUUCAAGUCGGUUUCCCCCCGCAAAAGGCUUUAGUCGUCUUCGACACUGGCUCCUCUGACCUUGUCAUCGACAAGUCUUCAUAUCAUCCCAAACUCUCUCUCACAUCCAAGAAGUUGAACAAGAAAUUUGAUUUUUCUUACGCAAGUCUCCAUGUCUAUGGCGAUCUUUACACGGACAAGGUCGCCAUUGGCGGCGUCAAGGCCAGGGAUGUUCCCAUCGGUCACGGUAAAGAAGACUUUGAUGGUGAUAGCACUGGCGGGACCUUUGGCCUCUCCUUCGCCCAUUCUCAGAACAGCGGCUUUGAAGUGGACCAAAAGCCUUUUAUAUGGGCUGCCAAGAAGCAACACCUCAUUCAAUCCAGCACGUAUCAAUUCACUCUCCGUCCCAACGGUGGAGCCAGUCUCAACGUUGGCAAGGUCGAUCUCUUUGAGUUGGGCGGUCUCAUUACUUGGACGGACAAAAAUACUGAUAAGACGUUUUGGAGGAUCAGUGUGGAACUUAAUGGAAACAAGAUUCACAAUGCUAUUGCUGACACGGGUACCAAUGUGAUUGCCGGCCCGAACGAAGAAGUCAAGGAGCUGUUGGAUAAGCUCGAUGGUAUUUCUGUCGAGCAGUCCGAUGAUGGAUCGUAUCAGGGCUAUUACAGUUGCAAGAACCCUCCUCACUUAAGCUUCAAGGUCGCUGGACAGACCUUUAAAUUCCCUGAAGCAGCCAUGAACUUCGGUCGUGAUGGUGAUAAGUGCUUAUUGUCCAUUUUUGGUACGCCAGGUAUGCAGGAUUGGAUCCUCGGCUCACCCUUUUUUGAAAUUGCUUCUGUUAUUCUCAACUAUGACGUUGGCCGUAUGGGCUUUGCCAAGUACAAGUAG
Malassezia restricta is the source of this 1134-nucleotide messenger RNA. Its product is annotated as eukaryotic aspartyl protease. The record is from RefSeq and is a predicted model, not a curated record. Gene Ontology annotation, molecular function: aspartic-type endopeptidase activity. Bases 1 to 1134 code for a protein of 377 amino acids. Gene Ontology annotation, biological process: proteolysis. Lineage: Eukaryota; Fungi; Basidiomycota; Malasseziomycetes; Malasseziales; Malasseziaceae. The transcript has a single exon.